Molecule: messenger RNA, 1396 nt
Organism: Octopus bimaculoides (California two-spot octopus)
Lineage: Eukaryota; Metazoa; Mollusca; Cephalopoda; Octopoda; Octopodidae
Product: mitochondrial carnitine/acylcarnitine carrier protein
Biological process (GO): carnitine transmembrane transport; mitochondrial transport
Cellular component (GO): mitochondrial envelope
Molecular function (GO): O-acyl-L-carnitine transmembrane transporter activity
Source: RefSeq, a predicted model, not a curated record
GACAACUAAUAAUGGUGGUGGUGGGGUGGCCAUGGUGGUGGUGGCGGUGAUUGUUGUAACUGUAGUAGUAGUAGCAGUAGUAGGCAUGUUGUAUUGUUUUUUUGUUUUCAUGAAUUUAAACAGAUAAACAAAGAUGUCGAAGGAGAUUAGUCCAAGAAAAGACUUCAUCGCUGGCUAUUUCGGAGGUGUAGCCAUUGUGGUGGCCGGAUACCCAAUGGAUACUAUAAAGGUUCGAAUACAAACAAUGCCACAGAUCCCGGGCCAGCCUUCACCUUAUCGAAACAUGUACGAUUGUGGAAUGCACAUCAUCAAACGAGAGAGUGUCCGAGGGUUAUACAAAGGAAUGGCUAUUCCUCUGGUCAUCAUUCCACCAAUGUUUGCACUUUGGUUCUUCACAUUUGGCGUCGGUAAAAAGUUACAACAGAAAUCACCCCAGGAACAAUUAAGUUAUUUCCAGGUAUUCAAGGCAGGAAUGCUGGCUGGUACUGUAGCCACAGCUUUUUGUUCUCCCGGAGAAAGAAUCAAGUGUUUGUUGCAGAUUCAGCAAGAAUCCAAUGGAAAGGCUAAAUAUCAGGGACCCAUUGAUUGUCUGCGUAAAUUAUAUAAGGAAGGGGGCAUCAGGUGGAUCUACAGGGGCACCACAGCAACUUUUGUCAGAGAUAUACAUGGAUCAGGAUUCUAUUUCAUGACUUAUGAGUUUAUGCAACGUCUUCUGUCAGAAGACAACAAAAGAUAUGAAUCUCUGAGUGCCAGAAAUACUCUGUUGGCUGGAGGUGUGGCUGGACUGGUCAACUGGUCAUUGGCAUUACCAGCAGAUGUGGUUAAAUCAAGAAUACAAAUAGCACCCAUAGAAAACCAGAAUCUAAGAAUCAAAGAUGUCUUCAAACAAUUAUGGAAGGAAGGUGGAAUCCAAGCCUUGUACAAAGGAACAACACCAGUUUUGACCAGAGCUUUUGUAGGGAAUGCUGCCUGCCUCCUCACAUACGAAAUAGUAGUUAGAGUUCUAAACACUCUUCUUCCAAAUCUAUGAAUAAACACUUUUGUUUGCAGCAUUUAAAUCAGAAAAUAAAAUUUACCAGAUUCCAGAGGACUUAGCAGUUUGACAAACAGAUUAUGAUAAAACGAGGAGCAGACUGGAAUAAGUACUGGGAUUGAUACGACUGGCUAAAAAAUGUUGAACUCCAGCUUGGCAGCUAUCCAAAGACUGAAGCUUGUAAAAUGAUAUAUUUCGUGCCUCCUGCAUGUGUGUGUGUGUGCAUGCGUGCGUGUGCAUGUGUGUGUGUGUGUAUCUAUAUCUGUUUGUCAGUAUAUGUAUGUUUAUGUGUGCAUGUCUGCUUCUUCUUGUGUGUGUGUGUGUGUGUGUGUGUGUGUGUGUGUGUGUGUGUGUGUGUGUAUG